AUGUAUCAACGUCCAUGGAUGGUAUCAGUUCAAUAUCAUGAACAUCACAUGUGUGGAGGAACAAUUAUUUCAGAAAGUCAUAUUGCAACAGCUGCUAGUUGUGUAACAGCUGAUAGUCAUAUUUUUUAUAGUAAUCUUCAAGUUUUAAGUGGAACAGAUGAUAUCAUGGAGCCUCGUGAAUCAUUAUAUCGACAAAUUCAUCAAGUAGAAUUUGCUAUUAUUCAUGAAAAUUAUGAACCUCAUUCUUUUUGGAUAAACGAUAUUGCUAUUCUCAAACUAGUGUCAAAAAUAGAAGUAAAUUAUUUAUCGAAACCAGCCACUUUUUUUGCUGGACCAUCAAGCAGCAAAACUUAUCAUGCUACAGGUUGGGGUAAUGAUCCAACAACAUCCACAUUGACACGAUAUCUUCAUGAGACAAAAGUUAAAUCAAUUCCCAAUAAUAUGUGUAAACAAAAAUAUUAUCAACAUGGUGUUUUUACAAAAUCACAAUAUUGUUUUUUACCAAUUUUAAAAACUGCUCGUAUAACAGAGGAAGUCCUAUCAUAG
Molecule: messenger RNA, 546 nt
Organism: Aphidius gifuensis
Lineage: Eukaryota; Metazoa; Arthropoda; Insecta; Hymenoptera; Braconidae
Product: ovochymase-1-like
Exons: 3
Coding region: 1-546 (181 amino acids)
Biological process (GO): proteolysis
Molecular function (GO): serine-type endopeptidase activity
Source: RefSeq, a predicted model, not a curated record